AUGUGGAUCUGGUUCAUCGUGCCUAUUGUCUCACGUGGCCCCGGAGCCAGCACACAGCCUGGCAGGCUAAACUCGGGGCGACAACACCCUUUAAACUCCUCCCUCGCGGUGCAUUCUGGGACUUUAUGUAAAACCAACAUGGCGGCCGCCUGCGCCAGAACGCUUUAUAAGGUCGGCUGGAAUAUUUUGGAGUUUCCAGCCGCCCGCCGGCCCGGUACCGUUUCCUACCUGGUGGGGAACGUGAGCGCACACGGGUCCAAGAGGGCGUACGGUACCGGCGGGACCGGGGUCCGCUCCAAACUGCUCUCCUCUCUGCGGGGAGGAGGAGGAGGAAGAGGAGGAGGCAGGGUGCUGGGCUGUGCCUUCCUGCUCGGUGGAGGUUUGGGUUUAUAUCAGACUGUGAAGUUCAGUGUCCAGCAGCACCUGGCCGAGGCGGAGACCAAGGUUUCAGGAGAAGGUCUGAAGUUGACUCUGUACCAGUACAAGACCUGCCCGUUCUGCAGCAAGGUGCGAGCCUUUCUGGACUACCACGGGCUGCCGUAUGAGAUUGUGGAGGUAAACCCGGUGAUGAGGCACGAGAUCAAGUGGUCGGCCUACAGGAAAGUUCCCAUCCUGAUGGUGAAUAAUGAAGUGCAACUGAAUGACUCGUCUGUCAUCAUCAGCUCCCUCAAGACAUAUUUAAUCAGCAAGGAGAAAAGCGUGUCUGAGAUCCUUCGCUGCUACCCGGAGAUGAAGUCGGUGAACGACAGAGGGAAGGAGGUGACGGAGUACAACAACAAGUACUGGGUGAUGCUGAGCGAGGCCGAGACCGCCGCGAUGUACCCCGAGAAGGGAAUGCAGAAAGAGGAGAUGAAGUGGCGUCAGUGGGCCGACGAUUGGCUUGUGCAUCUUAUAUCUCCCAACGUGUACCGAACUACCGGCGAGGCCCUGGCCUCCUUCGACUACAUCGUACGCGAGGGCAAGUUUGGUACUUACGAAGGUUUCUUUGCCAAAUAUGUCGGCGCUGCGGCCAUGUUUCUCAUCUCCAAAAGGCUGAAAAGUCGACACAACCUGCAGGACGACGUCAGGCAGGAUCUCUACAAGGCCGUCAACGACUGGGUGGCAGCCAUCGGCAAGAAGAGGAAGUUCAUGGGUGGGGAUCGUCCCAACCUGGCAGACCUGGCGGUGUUUGGCAUCCUCAGAGUGAUGGAGGGCCUGCAGGCGUUUGACGACAUGAUGGAGAACACCAAGGUCAAACACUGGUACAGGCGCAUGGAGAGAGCGUCGCUGAACCACGAGGGCCGCAACUGACGCCGAGGUGAGUCGAACCGGUGAACAAGACCACGGAACACCAUCCGGCCUCAAAAACACUGAACAGCAAACCGCCAGAAAGACAGCGACCGGCAUCAGGAAGCAAGAAGUUCCUGCUUUGAUUGUGGGGAAGACGGUUGAACGGUCACUACUGCCCUGAAUUAUUUCCUGCUAGAGUUUAAAACCUGUUGAUCUGUCUGAAGGAGUUAACUGCAGACAUUUAUGAAGAUAAAGAGAUCACACACACACACACACACACAUUAAUAUGCUGGCGCCAUUUAAGGGCAUUUUACCGACCUCUACUGGUGAACUUUGGGAACUGCAGCAACAUCGAUAAAACAGAUAUUGAAACGUACUUAACCAACACAAUAACUUCACACUUUCACAACACAAACAAAACAAACAAGUCAGCAUAUAUUUGAUGCAGCAAUUCUGUCAUUUUCCUGCAAAUAUGUUCGCUUUCUUUGUGGGGAGAUGAAAAUAUCACUUGUUGAAUUGUUAAGACGGCCUACGGGGGUUUCCAUGGAGGUCUGGAAAAUGAUUUUACGCAUUUCCAGGCCUUGAAUGGUGUCACAAAAGGUCAGAAAAAUGCUCGAGAGAAAACAUUUUCAGUCCUCAAAAUGACCAAAAACAUUUCGUAAUUUGGGGAGUGCUCGUAUUUCACAAACUACUGUAUAUAGUUUCUUUUAAAAAAAAAUCUAAAUUAACGUGGUCUUUUCCAGCGGUUCUCGACCAAAGACUCCCACAAGGACUCACAAGCUUACUGUAUUUAUGGAAAAAAAACAAGACUACAAAUCUAUUUUUCUAUUUUCAGAUUUUGCUUCAAUUUUUGCCCCUUUUCUCUCAUAAAUAUUGAACUUCUUCAGACUGUUAAAAGGGAACAAAUUGAGAAAUAAUUAGCUUCAAUUGGAGGUCAAGUACGCGUGACUUAGUUUUAAGUGAUCUUGAGCGAGGUUUUGGUGUAGUUGACUCUCAGAUUGCUCAGCUAAGUUUAUCAUUUAAUUUAAGUUUAUUUAAAAAAAAAAAAAAAGACACUUUCAGAUAAUUGCAGCUUUGUCUGGAUAAACUGUUUAUUUGGACGUUUUCUGUGUGAACUUGUCUCAGGUACCAUGAGAUCAGGUUAUCUCUAUUUAUUUCAGAUGAUUGUUUCUCUGUGUAACUGAUGCAGGAUCAGUCUGGCAGAUCAGCUUCUCUUUGGGGUAAAAUAAAAUAAAAUGUUAAGAACUGGUGUGAGCUGCCCGUCUGAAUGUACUUUAAUAUGUAAACCGCAGAUCAACUUCUGAAUUAAUUGUAUUAAAAUCAACUCAAUGUGCAUAGUUGUAAAAAGGUAAAAUAAAAAAUGAAACCUGGA
Molecule: messenger RNA, 2641 nt
Organism: Siniperca chuatsi (mandarin fish)
Lineage: Eukaryota; Metazoa; Chordata; Actinopteri; Centrarchiformes; Sinipercidae
Gene: ptgesl
Product: prostaglandin E synthase 2-like
Exons: 8
Coding region: 1-1290 (429 amino acids)
Cellular component (GO): mitochondrion
Molecular function (GO): prostaglandin-E synthase activity
Source: RefSeq, a predicted model, not a curated record